Perca fluviatilis (European perch) is the source of this 916-nucleotide messenger RNA. RefSeq names its product gastrula zinc finger protein XlCGF8.2DB-like. The coding region runs from base 128 to 916 and encodes 262 amino acids. The record is from RefSeq and is a predicted model, not a curated record. Gene Ontology annotation, biological process: regulation of cytokine production; regulation of immune system process; negative regulation of transcription by RNA polymerase II. The transcript is spliced from 5 exons. Lineage: Eukaryota; Metazoa; Chordata; Actinopteri; Perciformes; Percidae.
UUGGAAGGAGACCAGAGAACCUCAGUCAGCUUUAAACUCUCUGAAACAUGAUUCAAGACGUAAGAAAACAUUCAGCUGCUCUGAGUGUGGGAGAAGAUUUGGCCAAAGGGCACAUCUGAAGAGACACAUGAUUACUCACACAGGAGAAAAACCUUUUAGGUGCUCAGUCUGUAUGAAAUCUUUUACACAGAGAGGAGAUUUACAGAAACACAUGAGAGUCCACACAGGAGAGAAACCAUUUAGCUGCUCUGAGUGUGAUAAAGCUUUCACUGAAAGUGGAACCCUGAAGAGACACAUGAUUACUCACACAGGAGAAAAGCCUUUCAGCUGCUCAGUCUGUAAUAAAUCUUUUACACAGAGUGGAAGUUUACGGUCACACAUGGCCGUAGUCCACACAGGAGAGAAAAGAUUUAACUGCCAGUGUUGUGGGAAAAGAUUUGGCUUCAAGUCACAUCUGAAGACACACAUAAGAAGUCACACAGGAGAAAAACCUUUCAGCUGCUCACUUUGUAAUAAAUCUUUUACACAGGGAGGACAUUUACGUUCACACAUGAGAAUCCACACAGGGGAGAAACCUUUCAGCUGCUCUGAGUGUGGGAAAAGAUUUAGCUUCAAGUCAGAUCUGAAGAGACACAUAAGAACUCACACAGGAGAAAAACCUUUCAGCUGCUCAGUCUGUAAGAAAUCUUUUACACAGAGAGGAAAUUUAGAAAAACACAUGAGAAUCCACACAGGAGAAAAACAUAAAUGUGCUGGUCAUAUAAACACAGAAGCUGAUGUAGAGGACUGUCGAGGACCAGAACCAGCCGGGAACUCACAUCCACAUCCACUUUUACAACCAGAGACUGAGUAUAAUAACUGGAUGCAUGACUUCCGCUGGCAUAGAAGAUUUGCUGAGACGGCUUCCAACUUUUAA